AUGAGGGUCGCGGCUCUGAUCAGUGGUGGAAAGGACAGCUGUUACAAUAUGAUGCAGUGUGUUGCUGCUGGGCAUCAGAUUGUUGCUUUAGCAAAUCUAAGACCGGCUGAAAAUGAAGAGGGGUCUGAUGAACUGGAUAGCUACAUGUAUCAGACAGUGGGUCAUCAUGCCAUUGACUUGUAUGCAGAAGCAAUGGCUCUUCCCCUCUAUCGCCGAACCAUAAGAGGAAGAAGCUUGGAUACAGGACAAGUAUAUACCAAAUGUGAAGGUGAUGAAGUUGAAGAUCUCUAUGAGCUUUUGAAACUUGUUAAGGAGAAAGAAGAAGUAGAAGGCAUAUCAGUAGGUGCUAUACUUUCUGACUAUCAGCGAAUUCGAGUAGAAAAUGUGUGUAAAAGGCUUAAUCUCCAGCCUUUAGCUUACCUUUGGCAGAGAAACCAGGAAGAUUUACUGCAAGAGAUGAUAUCAUCUAACAUUCAAGCGAUUAUUAUCAAAGUAGCAGCUUUGGGUUUAGAUCCAGAUAAACAUCUUGGGAAAACCCUGGAUCAAAUGGAACCUUAUCUUUUAGAGCUUUCUAAGAAGUAUGGAGUCCAUGUUUGUGGAGAAGGUGGAGAAUAUGAAACAUUCACUUUGGAUUGCCCUCUGUUUAAGAAGAAAAUAAUUGUGGAUUCAUCCGAAGUAGUCAUACAUUCAGCUGAUGCAUUUGCACCUGUGGCUUAUCUACGCUUUUUAGAAUUGCACUUGGAGGACAAGGUGUCCCCAGUGCCUGACAACUACAGAACAUCUAAUUAUAUACAUAAUUCUUGAAAAGCAUUUUUUACCUUGUUCACUGAGCUGCCAUUUCUAUACAAAGUAAUUACACAGUGUUUUCUCAAUUAUUAUGAUCAGUUUUUUUCUCAUUACCUUUUUUUUUUACAUUUCAUAGAAAAACAUACCUUAAUCAGAAGAAGUUAAUGGAACCAUUUAUUAAUUGGGAAGAUGUCAAUGGGCUAUACAUUAUUACUGCCAACUUCCACAUAAUUCACUUUCUCUUUUGUUAACAAAUCCUCCCAAUGACCCGUAUGUUUUAUGUGCCUCUUAUUUUUCCUUUUUCUUCACCUAUAAUCCUCAUUCUGUAACAUUUGUUUUCUCUUAUCAUACUAGUUUCUUUCCCUCCUUCUCUCCUUCUUGUUGCCAUCUCUGCUAAAAAUGUCAUGAUGCAGAGGCAUUUGAAAAUACCGAUGAAAGAAAGGAUGGUCACUUUAUUUAUCGAGUCAGACUUAUUCUACUGGAUGUCACCAAAGUGACUUAUCAUUUGGGUUUUGGAUGUAUUAAUGGUUCAAGAGUUUCAACGUUAUUGUAUGAUAAAGAAAAAUGUCAUUAACUCGUGCUCAUUUUAUAACUGUUGUAAACAUGUAAUUUUAAAGUAUUACUUGUGUUGACCUUAGACAAAUUUUUAUUUUUAAAAAUGCUUUAUUUUUUAGGACAGUUAUAGGUUCAAAAUAGAGCAGGAAGUACAGAGUUCUAUCUACCCUCUGCCUUCACACUUCUUCCCCAACUAUCAACAUCCAGAAUGGUGCGUUUGUUGAACCUACAGGGACCAUUAUAAUCCUAAGUCCAUCGUUUACUUUAGAGUUUACUUUUGAUGUUGUACAUUAUAUGGGUUUUGACAAAUGCACAGUAGUAUGUAUCCACUAUUACUGUAUUAUUCAGAAUAGUUUCAUUCCCUUAAAAAUUCUUUGUGUUCACCUAUUCCUUCUUCCCUGUCUUCUAACCCCUGGUAACCACUGAUCUUUUGACUGUGUUCAUAGUUUUGCUUUUUCCAGAAAGUUAUGCAGUUGAGAUGGUGCAGUAUGUAGCCUUUUUAGAUUGGCUUGUUUUACUCAUUACUCUGCAUUUUGGUUUCCCCAUUUCUUUUCAUGGAUUGGUAGCUCAUUUCUUUUUGGUGCUGAAUAAUAUCCAUUGUUUAAACAAAUCCAUUUAUCCAGGCACCUACUAAAAGACAUCUUGGUUCCUUCCACAUUUGGGGAGUUAAGAAUAAAGCUUCUAUAAACAGCCAUGUGCAGGUUAUUUGUGAACAUAAGUUUUUGGUUCAUUUGUGUAAGUACCAAGGAGCACAAUUACUGGAUCAUAUGGUAAGAGAAUGUUAACAUUUUAAACUGCCUAUUAUCUGUCUUCCAUAGUAGCUGUACUAUUUUGUUUUCCUACCAGCAAUGAAUGAGUUUCUAUUGUUCCACAACCUCAACAACAUUGAGUGUUGUAAGAGUAGGUUUGAAAUUUUAUCUCAUUGUGUUAGUUUGUAAUUCCCUAAACGCAUACAAUGUUGAGCAUCUUUUAAUUUUUUUCUUUGCCAUCUUUGUAUCUUUUGUGAGGUUCUCUUGCAGGUCUUGUGCCCAUUUGUAAUCGGGUUAUUUGCUUUCUUAUUACUAAGAUUCUUAAGAGUUCUUUGUAUAUGUUGGAUAACAGGUCUUUAUC
Molecule: messenger RNA, 2451 nt
Organism: Otolemur garnettii (small-eared galago)
Lineage: Eukaryota; Metazoa; Chordata; Mammalia; Primates; Galagidae
Product: diphthine--ammonia ligase
Exons: 1
Coding region: 1-804 (267 amino acids)
Biological process (GO): protein histidyl modification to diphthamide
Molecular function (GO): diphthine-ammonia ligase activity
Source: RefSeq, a predicted model, not a curated record